CACGAUGACGUCAGCAUCGAAAAGCUGAACUAAACAAGCCAUUAACACAUGCGUAAGGCUUGUAAACUCGAGCGACAUUGUCAAUAACACUUGAUAAAAGUGUCACUAAAGGUUUCUAUUCUGUUCUGUGGUCCUUCGGUCAUAUCCGUUCAAUUCUAUUCCUGUGACCAGCAGUCUCGGUUUUGGGUGCGUAGCGCGCUGUCGAGCGUUCGCCAAGCAUGUCAGUGAAGCCGAGCGAGGAGUCAAGUUCGGAAGCAGCGUGGUUCGGGGAGGAUUUCGAGAAGAUUGAGCGCUUUGGAAGGAACGCGGCCCAGCUCGACGACUUGCAUGGGCAACGAAAGAAAGACUGGGAGGACGAGAUAAGUGAGCAGUUCACGCACCACCCCGAGAGCAACCGGCAACCGCUCCCUGUUGUCAUGGAAACUGCAUCUACAGAUAAGAAGAAGUCCAUGGGCGACAUGGACGACCUCUACACCUCCCUGCUGUCCAAUCAGAGCUCGUCUUUCAAGCAGGACUCCUCCUCCUCCGACUACUUCUCGGGAAGCUCGGGGGGCAAGACUGGCACCGGCGGGGGUGGCACCAGUGGAGGGGGCGGUGGCGUUGGGGGUCUGAUGGACGACUUCAUGUCCGGCCUGGACUCGCACACCAUGUUCAGCUCGGACUCGGGCAUCGAGAUGACCCCCGGCGACCCCAGCGACUCCUCCAGCUCCUCCGGCCGCAAGCUGGCGCAAGACUCCGACCGCAUGGGCAUGGGCAUGGUCAUGGGUGGCAUGAGUGGCAUGGGUGGCAUCAGUAACAUCGGCGCCGGUGGCAUGGGCAGCAUGGCGUCAGACUACAACUACAUGGACAUCAGUCGCCCUCAGCAGCAGCAGCAGCAGCAACAGAAGCCACAGCAGCAGCACAGCCCUAUGGAUGAUGAUGAGGAGGAGGAGGAGGAGGAGGAAGAAGAGGAGGAGGACGACGAAGUGGAGAACUGGGGGAGCAUGCGCGGCAGCAAGCCCAGCGACCUGCUCUCCGGCCUGGGAGGGAUGGGCGGCAUGGCAGCCAGUAGCAUUAGCAGCAGCAUUAGCGGAGCUAACAACAACACUAGCACCACCAGCUACAUGGAGAAAGGAAGCUCCGGAGCAGCACCAGCACCAGGAAAGUGUGGGAGGAGGAGUGGGCGCGCAGGCCGGCAGUGUGCCCGGUAA
Engraulis encrasicolus (European anchovy) is the source of this 1190-nucleotide messenger RNA. Its product is annotated as putative lysozyme-like protein. The record is from RefSeq and is a predicted model, not a curated record. The transcript is spliced from 4 exons. Lineage: Eukaryota; Metazoa; Chordata; Actinopteri; Clupeiformes; Engraulidae. The coding region runs from base 219 to 1190 and encodes 323 amino acids.